GAAUAUUAUUCGGAGUAUUUCGAUCUAUAAAAAUCACAUUUUGGAAAAGAAAACCUCUAAAUGGCAACAUCGCCGAGUAAAAGAGUGGUCAUUGUCGGUGCGGGCAUUGUCGGUGUGAAUUCGGCGCUGGAAGUUCAGAGAAGAUAUCCGAAUUACGAGGUGACCCUGAUAGCGGACAAGUUCAACGGAGACACUCUCAGUGACGGCGCCGCCGGAUUGUUGCGGCCGGACACUUACGUUUUCGGCCCCAGUCUAGAAAUCUCUCAGCAAUGGGUAAACGAUUCUUAUAGUUUCUAUAAAAAUCUAUUAAAAAGUGGGGAACCCUGUGGCAUAAAUGAAGUUUCUGGUUACAUAUUUUCGACUAAGAAUCCGAAUAUUACAAAAAACCAUUACAUGAACAAUUGUUCACCUGACUUCAGAGAAGCUACAGAUGAGGAAUUAAAAGCGUAUUCGUCUGCUGAGAAUCAACUUAAAAUAAACUAUGGUAGCUUCUUCACGUCGAUAGUCAUUGAAUGUAAACUAUUCUUACCGUGGGCUUUAAAAAAAAUAAGUGAUAAUGGUGGAACUAUUAUUAACCGAAAAAUCGAAUCUCUCGAAGAACUAUGUGGAGAAUAUGAUAUUAUUUUUAACUGCACUGGGUUCAGAGCCGGAAAAUUAUGUAAUGAUGUGAAUGUGUUGCCUAUUCGUGGACAAGUUAUUCGGGUCAAAGCUCCUUGGGUUGACAAAUUUUACUAUCUUGAUUCCGACACAUAUAUAAUUCCGUCAAUAAGCGACGGGACUGUUGUACUAGGUGGGUGUAGACAUUUUGGCAGCCAUAACGAGCAGGUGAAUGAACGCAACACAGAAGAAAUACUGGAAAAUUGUAUCAGUUUAUUGCCAUCAUUAAAAGAAGCGUUAAAAACGGACUACAAAGUUUGGGUUGGCCUUAGACCUUACCGGAACAAAAUUCGUGUAGAAACUGAGCAUAUAAAACAUGAUACCGUGAUUGUACACAAUUAUGGGCACGGUGGAUAUGGAGUAACAUUAGCUCCCGGAACAGUGAAAUAUGCAGUUGACUUAUUGACUUCAGUUAACAAAUGAUUUAACAACAUAAUGCUAUUACCUAUGUAUUUGGUUAUAGUAGAUUACUAGUAUUAUAUAGUAGUUACUUACCUAAUAUUAUUUUAAUGGUCAAUAAUCGGAAUGUAAUUGUUUGGAUUAGUUUAAAGGUCCGAUUUAAUUACGGUUGUAUUCUUUGCGUAAUUAAUCAAAACAUAAUUCAUUGAUUAUUUAAAAAAUCUAAUAUUCUUCAUUUAUGUUUAUUUUAUAGUCGUUAAUUAUUAAAUAUUCAAUACUUGAUAUUCGUAACUAAUAGUAAAUACUAUUUAUUAUUUAAUAAGGACUCUUGGACGUUAGAAAAAAAAAUAUGCAACAAAUAUCCAUCGAAAUUAAUGACCAAAUUUUCAAUCUAA
This is a messenger RNA of Myzus persicae (green peach aphid), 1451 nucleotides long. It is a transcript of the gene Daao1, whose product is annotated as D-aspartate oxidase. Gene Ontology annotation, molecular function: D-amino-acid oxidase activity; FAD binding. The transcript has 7 exons. The record is from RefSeq and is a predicted model, not a curated record. Lineage: Eukaryota; Metazoa; Arthropoda; Insecta; Hemiptera; Aphididae. Bases 61 to 1080 code for a protein of 339 amino acids.